CAGAUUACAGAACAGAACUACUAACCUGUCAGACACACAGAGACCCGACAGAAGACGCUUAAAACUAGUCUAUCACAAUCUUUGUGAAGCCUUCUUUUUCGAACAUUUAAGAUUAGAUUGGAACUGGUUUUGCUCACUUUUGACUCUUCAUUCACUACUUUCCUCCCCCAUUCUUCAAACCUUUCAACUUUCAAUGGCUUCUUGUAAAUCCCUCCUCCCCCAUCUCUCUCUCUCUCUCUCUCUCUCUCUCUCUCUACACACACACUGACUGAAAAUAAUAAUAAUAAUUUCAUAUAUGGAUACGUCUCAAGUUAUUGUAAUGUGUGUUCUGUUAAAUUUUCUUUUCUUUUUCUUUAUGGGGCAGUUUAAUUUUCUGGGGCUUGUUUCUUUGCUCCUUGUUUCCAAUACAGUUUUGAGUUUGAAGGAAUUCAAAGAUUGUUGUGAGUUUGGUAUCUCUCUACACUUUGAUAUUCUCAUUGGCUACCAUUUUUAGUGCGAGGUGUGGGAUUAAUGCACGUUUGCGCUUUUCUCUUCUUUUCAAGUUCUUUCAUGAUACAUAAAACCUCAAAAAGCUGGAUGUUCAUCUCCAAGCAUUCAACUUCCAAUAUUAAUUUAAUGCUCACAGUUAUUGAUACCUUUAGAAUAUUUGUGAGAAUAGUUGAUAUUGCGUACAGUGAAUUUAACUUGUAGAUAGAGUUAUUUUUCCCUUGUAACUUAAUUGCUCUCCUGCUCUUUCUAGUGCCAAAUUUCAAGAACACUCCACAUAGGAGAAACACAUGGUUGAACAUAUCUAAAGCCUAGUGCUUGGUAUCCCAAGGGAAGGAUAAAUAACAUGAAAUAUGCGUUGUAUCUGAUUCCAUAGACAUUUCUUUCUAUAGCGACUAUAUAAUUGGCCAUAUAUGUUCGUGGCCAUCGCCAUGAAAAUGCCAUCUUGUCAAACAACAAGGAUGGGUAAGAAUUAGAUGAUUAUGGGCCUAGAAUAGUAUUCAUAUUUAAGAUUAUAAGAUGUCUUUGUUCCUUUGAUGUGAUUCAGACAUGUGCUGGGAAAAAAUAUUUUGACCUGCUUUUGUACUUUGUGCUUUGGUUCUUACAGAUAGCUUAGGAGCUUUAAAUGUUAAACUCUCAAAGUUGGAUUUUGGUGGAGGAAAGUUUGGUAAUCUGCAGCAACGAAGUGGCGUAAGAGUGUGGAUGGGUAGGGUACAACUGCAAUAUGCUGGUGUGGCUAUAUCACAUAAAUCAAGAAAAGCUUUCAGGGACUACAAAAGAGACCACAUCAUUGGGUUUGACAAGCCAACUUAUUCCAAAUUCAUCUGAGAUUGAAUCUUUGGUCACUGAAAUAUGCAAUACAACUUCAAUAGCCGAGUUUGAAUUGAAACUUGGUGGGUUUCGGCUAUAUGUGAUGAGGGAUUUAACUGAGAAAAAUGAACCUACACCUCAACCCCUGCCUCCUCCUCCUCUUGCUGUCACUGUGAAAACUACUACUGAUGCAUCUGAUCUCAAUGGGUCAGCUUCUACAUCUUUAGCCAUCUCCAAACAAGAGCCUUCUUUUGGGGGGAUUAAAUCAUUUCUUGAUAGAACUACUGAUGAAGGCUUAAUGAUACUGCCGUCUCCAAGGGUGGGGUUUUUCCGGAGAUCUCGAACUAUAAAGGGAAAACGUGCUCCCCCAUCAUGUAAAGAGAAGCAAAUAAUAAAGGAGGGUCAAGUGCUAUGCUACAUUGAACAACUUGGUGGUGAACUCCCAAUUGAGUCUGAUAUAUCUGGUGAGGUCAUCAAAAUACUACGAGAGGAUGGUGAACCUGUAGGAUAUGGAGAUGCACUGAUUGCAAUUCUCCCGUCAUUUCCUGGGAUAAAGAAGCUUCAGUAAUGAGUUGGUUCAUCUCUCCUUGCAGUUUCGGUGGUAAUGGCAUAUAAACGAGUCAUCCUGUGCUAAAUCAUCCUUAGUGGUGGAUAUGUGCAUUCAAACUUAGGAUCGUGGUUCAAUGCACAUCAUCCAAAUUUUGACAUUGCUCAGGAGAAGUAAUUGAACAGGAAUAAAAUGGAGUUUUCUCUUUGACUAGGGGAGUCCAAAAUCUUCCUUCGAUGUCAAAAUACUGUGAACAGGAACCAUGGAUUUCUAGACAUCUCUGAAGUUUCGGCCUCAUUUGACGUUCUCAUCUUUAGUUGUUUUGACUAGAUGAGAAAUAGGACCGCGGAGUCCUCUUUGUAACUCUCGGCUACAUCCCAAGCUUAGAUUUAGUUUCAUUUCAAGCCCAAGUAUUAUUGCAAUUACAUUACAGGUAGAUGUUUUGUAUUUUUAAUUUUUUUGUGUUUUGAUCUUUUUGGUUAUUGAUUUUUUCUCAUUUUAGUCCUUACAAUACGUGUUUAUUAAGAUUUAAAGUUAAUAAUUUAUUACUUUGUAUUUUA
Molecule: messenger RNA, 2403 nt
Organism: Populus trichocarpa (black cottonwood)
Lineage: Eukaryota; Viridiplantae; Streptophyta; Magnoliopsida; Malpighiales; Salicaceae
Exons: 8
Coding region: 1211-1864 (217 amino acids)
Source: RefSeq, a predicted model, not a curated record